GGCAGCCUACCACAGGGGACAACCAACUCCACAGCGCGGCAGCUGCAGGCACCAUGAACCAUCAGGAGCAGCCAGAGGAGGAGGCCCCUGGGGACGAGACGUGCCCCAUCUGCCUGGGCCGGCUGUCCAGCACGGCUCGUGUGGACCCCUGCAGGCACUCCUUCUGCCUGGGGUGCAUCCUGCCCUGGGCCACUCGAAGAGCCACCUGCCCACUGUGCCGCGGGCGUAUUGGGACCAUCGCACUCGUGGUGCCGCCCGCCCAGCACGACGCCUCGCCCCGCCGGCCCCGCCGGGGAUUGCAGCGCAACGCGGGGCUGGAGCGGCAGCAGCAGCAGCAGCAGCGGCAGAGGAGCCCCUCCAGCUACCGCUCGCGCAGCGUCUCGCCACGGCGCAGGGAGCGCAGCCCCGCCGAAGCACGACGGCUCGUCCGCAGCCGCUCCUGGCACUCGGAGCAGGACGGGCACAGGCUGCCACGGUCCCUGCAGUACCCCGACGCCGAGGACAUAGCCGAGUACAUCGCCUGGCUACGUCGGGUCCAACUGGAGGAGCCGGGGUCUGGCGACCACGCGGGCCGCCACGCCAGGCCCCGCAACUGAGCAGCGACCGGGCCUCACCUGGGGACGGGCUGGGGGUGGCAGCCACAAUUACCCCAGGAAUAAAUUAUGACUUUUCC
Messenger RNA from Cygnus atratus (black swan), 673 nucleotides. RefSeq names its product E3 ubiquitin-protein ligase Topors-like. Gene Ontology annotation, biological process: protein polyubiquitination; protein monoubiquitination. Gene Ontology annotation, molecular function: ubiquitin protein ligase activity; metal ion binding. The record is from RefSeq and is a predicted model, not a curated record. The transcript has 2 exons. NCBI's taxonomy places the organism in Eukaryota, Metazoa, Chordata, Aves, Anseriformes, Anatidae. The coding region runs from base 54 to 596 and encodes 180 amino acids.